Messenger RNA from Gossypium raimondii (Peruvian cotton), 1433 nucleotides. Its product is annotated as 1-aminocyclopropane-1-carboxylate oxidase 5. The record is from RefSeq and is a predicted model, not a curated record. NCBI's taxonomy places the organism in Eukaryota, Viridiplantae, Streptophyta, Magnoliopsida, Malvales, Malvaceae. The coding region runs from base 148 to 1338 and encodes 396 amino acids. The transcript is spliced from 4 exons.
UUAAAACAAAAGUGAAAGCUAAAGAAAAAAAGUGAGUGAUGAUUCUCUCCAAAGUCCCAUGACAAGCCAUCAUUGUGUUUCCAUCUCAACUUUUUCUUUACCAUAAACAAAGCUGACAACGUAAGCUCUUCAUCAUUCAUCAGCUCUAUGGCCCUCUCACCUCAAUCCGUGCCGGAAAAUCCCUUUGAUUUCCGUGCUCCGCCGCCUUCUCCCGUCGCCAGUGGCCGCCGCUCCUGCGUCACCAAUGAUGAGGUUCUCUCUGAAUUCCUCCAACAUUCUCUGUUCGUCCCUGAUUUAAUUUUGCCAGACAAGGUUUUCCCUAGGCAGAAAUUCAUUGACAACCCCCCCAAGAUUGAUUUCCAGGCUUUGAAUUCCAUGCAAACUGAAACUCUGCCCAAGAUUCUGGAUUCCAUAGCUACAAUCGGAUGCUUUCAGUUAGUGAAUUAUGGGAUUCCAGUGGAAUCUAUCCGAUCAGCACUGACAGCCGCUGCCGGGAUUUUUCAACUUCCACCCCAGAAAAGGACGACAGUGACUAGGUCGCCGGAGAAACUAUACGGGUUUGAGGAAGUUCACGAGGAAGAUGAAGGUGAAGUGAGUGAAGAGUUUGUGUGGUGUAAAGCUAAAGCCCUGGAACUGGCAAUGGAGGGAAUUUGGCCUGUUGGAUAUUCAAAUUUCAGUGAGAAAAUGGAAACUCUAGUGGCUGAAAUGGAAAAAGUGGCGGAGAAAAUUCUGACUGUUUUCCGGGAAAUUUACCAAGAAAAAACAGGACGUUGCGAAAAGGAAAAGAUGGAAGGGGAAGAUGGGAAUGGGUGGGCAUGCUAUGUUUACAAACAUGGUGGGAAUGUUUCAGCGGAGAAAUGGCGUAGCUGUUUACGAUACGAUGUGAUGAAAAUGUUGAUAGGAGGGAUGGAUUAUUCGCAUACAUUGUGCUUGCAUAUCUGUGAUGGAUCCUCCGAGUUUCAUGUGUAUUCCAAGAAAGGUUGGGUGUCGUUUUGCCCUCAUAAACAUGCCUUGGUCGUUACAGUUGGGGAUCAAACUCAGACGCAGUCUUGCAUGCUGACUUACUCAUUUUUUACACACUGCUUCAAACGACGUUUAAAUUCCUACAUCAAGGCACUAAGUGGUGGACAAUUGAAGCAUGUAAUUGGAAGGCCAAUCUAUAGAGGAGAGGAAGAAGAGUUCAUAUCAAUGGCAUUCCUUUACUCUUCUUCAACCACCAACAGCAGGCUUGUUGACCCACAAAAGCCGAACACCAUUUCACUUUCCCAACAGGCCAUUGCUGCUAUACUUUUCACUCUUCUAUACCAAAUUUUAGUCUAUGUUUACUACAAAUUCUAAUUUUGAUGUUGUUUAACACUAUUCAUCCAUCAACCAAUUUCCUUUUCAUCUAUAUUAUUUAUUUAUAAUAUAUAUAAAAGUACAAGUUUGAACCA